AUAAGCAUCAAACGAAUAAAAGUCUAUACAUUCUGAAAAUAUUACUCUACAAUGACAAAAGGUGUUUUUGUAGCUCACAAACUAGAAAUUAAUCUAUUUUUAUACGACCACCAAUCAUAAUGAACAAUGGAGGGCGCCAUCUUUGAAUGCUGAUAACGGUGCUUGCGAGUGUGACCCGGAUGCACACGUGUGUUUCGUGUGUGGGCUGACAACAAACCACACGUGUGUGAGUUUACACUUCGGAAACGGCCCUUGGAGACAGGUUAUUUUUAUAGCCAAAACCCUGGAAAUAUACUCUGCAAAGGUUAUUCAGGAAUUCGUCAUCUUGAAGAGGACAUUUUAAAGAAUGACUAAUAUUGACGUCUGGAAAACACUCUUCGAGCUAACGAUUCUGUGGAAUAGGCUUGCAUGAACGUCUUUUUGAGCACGACAGACUUGUUGCAGGGUCCCCGGAAAGUGUUCCAAGCUGAAUAUCCAAGCAAAGCAAAACACAGGCAGUUAUGAGAAUACGCACAUUUCCAAGAAUGGUGGAUUAACCAGUCAGAGCCAGGCAUGGAUUGCCCCAGUAACCAGAUGCGGAACCUCCUUGGAGCCAAGUCCACUUCGAGCCACUCCGUUCCUAUUGAGCACAUGGACUACGGCUACAUCGGAAAAUGCACGGACCUCAAGGAACUUGAGAAAAUCCUAAGAGCUCUCAGGACUGGAGAGGAAGGAUUUUAUCCUGAGCUCAUCAUUUACUGCGAACAGCAGAUAGAAAAACUAGACCCUAAAAGCCGGACACUCCGUAAGGACAAGCCCCCAACGUCCAUGAUGGGACUGGACAAAGAAGAGCAGCAACAGUUGAACUCAGACAUUAAGGACUGGACAGCUAAGAUGAAUUCAACAACGAUCAGCAGUUCAGGACUUGAUAAGGAGGAUGAUGACCUCCCACCAGUCCGCAAACCUGUCAGUGUCAACACCCAAGGGAAGAAGAAUGAAGACAAGUGCUGGGCCAAGCCGUCUCCAGACAGGAUCAAGUCCUCCGAUUACCGGGCAUGGGAUAAAUUUGACGUUGACACUGCGGCUGAAGAAGUGGAUAAAGAGAGUGGGGCUAAAAAGGCGCAGAAACGCAAGGCAGACCUUGCCAGCGUUAUCAAAACAGAAGGAAUGUCAGAUGCAGACCGAGAACUGGUGGCCAACAAGGAAAAAGACAAAGGAAAUGAGGCCUUCAAAGCUGGUGACUUUGACGAAGCUGUUCAAUAUUACACCAGAAGUAUAUCAGUUAUCCCGUCUGCGCCGUCCUACAACAACCGCUCCUUGGCCAGAAUUAAACUGGGGCAGUUUACCGGUGCCGUUGAGGAUUGCACUAAAGUGCUAAAACUGGAACCUGAGAAUAUUAAAGCUUUACUGAGACGAGGGACAGCAAGGAAAUCUCUGAAGGAAUUUGUUGCGGCGAAAGAAGAUUUGGAGGCAGUCCUAAAAGCAGAGCCUAACAAUAAGCAGGCUAAGGAUCUCCUAGCAGACAUCCUCACCAAGGAGGACAAUCCAGAACAGAAGGCGGCGGGGAAAAAAGGGGCCAAGGCUCUCCCAAACAAGACGUCGUCCAACUCCAAGGGUAAACGGAUGGUCAUUCAAGAGGUGGAAGGAGACAGCGACAGCGAGGAUGAAGCGAGAGGUCAAAGUUUACUCGUCAAUGGGACGGGGUCACCUACCUCAGAAGAUGGCACAAGCGUCAAGGAAUUAAACCACAUGAAUGGUGGUGAUGGUAGUGGCACGGAAGUGGAAAACCCAGUGGAAAGAGUUGAGCAAAAUGCAAAAGUUGCUGAGCUUCCACCGGUGAAGCCCGCUGCCCCGGUUGUACCGCCCCCAGAGCUCCCUGGUGAUGUGAUCAAACUGAAGGACAGUGGGAACACGCUGUUCAAGGCUGGGCAGUACGGGGAGGCCAUGGAGAAAUACUCCAAGGCUAUCAACAAGAUACUGCCAGAGAAAGAAUCCUUUUCCUUGGCGUUGGCGACACUGUACAGUAACCGUGCAGCUUGCCAAUCCAAGACAGGUCAUCUGAAGGAAGCGAUCGCUGACUGCGACUUGGCGCUUGCCAUCCAGCCCUACAGCGCCAAAGUGCUGCUUCGUCGAGCUUCGGCUUAUGAAACACUGGAAAAGUAUCGCCAAGCCUAUGUGGACUUUCAGAGUGCGCUGAAACUAGACGGGCUAAAUGAGAAUGCAUGCAGUGGAUCUAACAGAAUGAUCAAGACCCUGAGUGACAUGGAUGGUCCGAGGUGGCGAGAGAAGCUUCCGGCCACACCCAGCAUUCUAGGAAUGCCCCUCCCACCACCCUCCCUCACCACAAUGGCACCCAGUAAUGCAAGAGUACCCAGCGUCACCUCCACCACCAAUGCCACCCAGAAGACAACGAUGGUAUCAUCCACGACCCCUAUCUCACCCAAGGGUCAAACAAACCCAGCGGCCAAGAGUCCCGAGGUCAAAGGUGAUAACAAAGGUCAAAAUGAGCCUCCAGCGAAGGCCACAGAGAAAGGGAAUGUCAAAGGUCAACAAGAGAAGCAGGAGCCGAAGGUCAAGGCUAAUAAUGCUGAGCCACAAGGAGGAGAGGAUAAGGUCAAGCUGGGGUCAGAGGUCAAAGGGGGCGUUGAACCCUCUGCUACCAUUGACCCCAAGUUGAGCAAGGAGGAUAACUUUAAGAAGUUGAAAGCAGAUGGGAAUUCCUUUGUGCAGAAGGGUAACUAUGCAAAAGCUAUGGAGUUUUACACGGCGUGUAUUGCUGUGGAUCCUGACCAGGCAGUGAGCUACACAAACAGAGCACUCUGUUUCCUUAAACUCAAUAAGGGUAAUGAGGCAGAAACUGACUGUACCCGAGCCCUGGAAUUAGGAGACGGCAACAUUAAGGCUCUCUACAGAAGAGCAUUGGCUAGAAAGAUGCUGCAGAAGUACAUCAACAGUGUUCGGGAUCUAAGCACCCUGCUGAAAAUUGAACCUCAGAACGUUUCCGCCAAGAAAGAACUAGAUCAGGUUAAGGAGCAAUGGAGGCAGGAGUUGAAGAAUAACCAGCAAAAAGCAGCUGAAAAACCCAAACAAAAUACCCCAUCUGAGCCCGAGAAACCAGCAGGGGUCAAACCACCAGAGGUCAAAACUUCAGAGGUCAAAUCGCCAGGAGCCAAAAUAACCGAGAUCAAGACCUCUGGGGUGAAAGCAGCAGAGGUCAAAGCAUCUGGGGUCACGUCACCAGAGGUCAGAACAUCUGGGGUCAAAUCAGCAGAGGCCAAAGCGUCUGGGGUAAAAUCCGCAGAGGUCAAAUCAUCUGGGGUCAAAUCGUCUGGGGUCAAAUCGUCUGGGGUCAAAAGUGGGAAGAAGAAAGGAAAGAGGAUGCAGAUCCAGGAAACGGAAGGGAGCAGUGAGGAAGAGAAUAAUUCAAAGGAGAAUAAAUCAAAAUCGUCCGAGCGGAUUCAAGCUAAGGAGAAGAAGGGCAACAACACGGCACCUAAAGUCACUGGAAACAAAACAGCUGAAAAGACACCACCAGUGCAGAAUGAUACAGUCACUGCACCACAGCUUAAAAAGGUAACGGCGUAUGAGUUCCUACAAGCAUGGACAUCACUGAAGCGAAGUAGGGACACACAAGCGUACGCAGAACUUCUUAAGCAGAUCACGCCAGAAGAAUUACCAGAAGUGUUGACCAACAAAUUAGACGGAGACAUGGUUACCAACUUUGUCAAGGCUGUGUGCGAGCAUCUGAUUGAAUCAGAUGGGGACCUGAGCUACGGCUUGCUUGCCAAUCUAGCCAAGGUGGAACGCUUCAAAACUGUUGCCUUAUUUUUGUCAAACAGUGACAAGAAACGUUUGACAAACUCCCUGAAGAAGCUGGGAGCCAAGAAGACGACAGUCUACUCAGCAGCUGACUUGAAGAACCUCAAACAGCAAUACAGCAUUUAAUUCUGCAAUGAAUACCUUAGUUCUUAGAGAAGAAUUUUACUAGCCUUGGAUAAAAUCACUACUGAGGUCAACUUCAUAGCGCUGCUUAACAGUUAUCAAAUUUUCAUGCUUAUUAUUUAUAGCAGAAACAUUUGCUUAUGCCUCAUCAGGCCUGAUACUUCACAGAGGCAACAAAGGCAAUUGCUUUGAUGCCCCCUGGUCAUUGCCUUGUUGCCCUUA
Molecule: messenger RNA, 4143 nt
Organism: Asterias rubens (European starfish)
Lineage: Eukaryota; Metazoa; Echinodermata; Asteroidea; Forcipulatida; Asteriidae
Product: sperm-associated antigen 1-like
Exons: 25
Coding region: 553-3924 (1123 amino acids)
Cellular component (GO): mitochondrion; cytosol
Molecular function (GO): heat shock protein binding
Source: RefSeq, a predicted model, not a curated record